CUCCUUCAUAUAUAUAAUACAUGUCAGAAAGAAGCUGGAUAUAGAGAGAUGAAGGAAAUUGCAGAUGAAAUCCAUGGCGAAAAUCAAACCGUCUGUGUUCUUGAUGCCUCUACCUAUGUGGGUUUCUGGGUUUUCAAAGCAUUGAUUUCUAAAGGUUACCAUGUUCAUGCAGCUAUCAAUAAGAACGGAGAAUCUGAGUUAAUACGGAGGAUAAAUGAAAUGGGUAAAACAGAUAAAAGGGUAACCGUGUUAAUUGUAGAUGUGUUAGAUUAUCAUACAAUUACUGAUGCCUUGAAGGGCUGUUCUGCUUUAUUCUGCUGUUUAGAUAGCCCAGAUGGUUAUGCUGUGGAUGAAGUGGUGGAUUUGGAAGUGAUGGGUGCAAUUAAUGUAGUUGAGGCUUGCGCUCAAACAGAGAGCAUAGAAAAGGUAAUCUUCAACUCUUCUCUUACUGCAGCAAUUUGGAGAGAAAACAUUUCCUCUGAUAAACUAGAUGUAGACGAAAGUUCUUGGAGUCAUGAAGAUUUCUGCAGAAAACACAAGCUAUGGCAUGGAUUAACAAAAAUGUUAGCAGAGAAGGCGGCUUGGGGUUUGGCAAUAGAUAGGGUAAUUGACAUGGUGUCUAUAAACUCAGGACUAGUUAUGGGUCCUGAUGUAACACAACGUAAUCCACAUGUCACAAUGUCUUAUCUAAAAGGUGCUGCUAAUAUGUAUCAAAAUGGUGUUCUUGCGCUCAUAGACGUUACAUUUCUUGCUCAUGUCAAUAUUAGAGCUUUUGAGGAUCGGUCUACUUCUUUUGGGAGGUAUCUUUGCUUCAACAAAGUUGUUAAUUCUCAAGAAGAAGCUCUCAAACUUGCUAAUAACUUGUCUCCUCUAGUCUCUUUACCACCCACCUGGUAA
Impatiens glandulifera is the source of this 897-nucleotide messenger RNA. Its product is annotated as cinnamoyl-CoA reductase-like SNL6. The record is from RefSeq and is a predicted model, not a curated record. The coding region runs from base 49 to 897 and encodes 282 amino acids. Lineage: Eukaryota; Viridiplantae; Streptophyta; Magnoliopsida; Ericales; Balsaminaceae. The transcript has 4 exons. Gene Ontology annotation, molecular function: 3-beta-hydroxy-Delta5-steroid dehydrogenase (NAD+) activity. Gene Ontology annotation, biological process: steroid biosynthetic process.